UUGUAUCGUGACCGAGCUUUUGUGCGGACUAUUUUAAGAUUAACCUUAAGUAGUAGUGCAGAAUGAGUGCCAUUUUAAAUACGUUUAUUUUAUUAACGCAAGCCAUAGUUAUAUUUGCGGCGGUACCACCAAUCCAGAAAUGCCAGUUAUCUGACCCAGAAUGUCUGAAGAAGACUGCCCAGGCUUUCGUAGAAACAUUUACCAGUGGAAUCUCAGAGGUGGGCAUUGAAGUUUUGGAGCCAGUCCACAUUGAUGUCAUCAAGAUCGACCUGUCUGGCCUGAAGCUCACUGUCAGAGAUGCUGACAUUAAGGGACUCAAGAAAUCCGUGAUUGACAAACUUAAAGUGGACACAGCAAAGAAAGUCAUCGAGUUGACUUACCAUGUAGCUCCUAUUGUGUUGAAGGGCAAGUAUAAGGCCGGUGGUAUGUUGCUCAUCCUACCCAUCAGUGGAGACGGAGAUGUUACUAUCAAAAUUAAAAAUCUCGUAAUCACCCUGACUAUGCCCUACGACAUCGUCAAAAAUGAGCAAGGCAAAGACGUCAUCGAGUUAAAGAGUUACAAAUACACUUACGAGAACAAUGAAAACACUCACUUUAAACUGACCAACCUGUUCAAUGGCAACAAACAAUUGAGUGACGCCAUGCUGACAUUUAUGAAUGAAAACUGGAAGGCGAUUUCCCAAGAAUUUGGCAACCCUAUGUUGGAGAAACCAGUACAAAAGAUAUACAAUGCCAUCAAGAUUUACCUGAAAUCACAGCCCUUAGAAGAAAUAGCUAUUGUUUAAAUUGUUGCCAAAAAUUAAUUUAUCCUUAGUUUUUACAUUUGAUAUUUGGUUUAGGAUUUGAUACUUUACCUACCUAUUGUUUUUAAUAAAAACGAAGUUUUUUAAUUUUUUUGUACCCUGUUUUACCC
Messenger RNA from Spodoptera litura, 913 nucleotides. Its product is annotated as circadian clock-controlled protein daywake. The record is from RefSeq and is a predicted model, not a curated record. Lineage: Eukaryota; Metazoa; Arthropoda; Insecta; Lepidoptera; Noctuidae. Gene Ontology annotation, biological process: multicellular organismal reproductive process.